UGGAGAGACAAAAAUAGACACAGUGAAGGAAAGAGAAAUAUAGAGAGAGACCGAGAAAUAGAGAGUUGGAGAGAGAGAUAGAGAGACAGUUUAGACUGGAGUAAAUAAAGCGCCUCACGAUGGAGUAUAAAUGAGUCUGUGGGACCGACAGUGAAGCAGUGAGACGGUUUAGACUGGAGUAUAAAUGAGUCUGUGGGACCGACGUUGAAGCAGUGAGACGGUUUAGACUGGAGUAUAAAUGAGUCUGUGGGACCGACGGCAAAGCAGUGAGACGGUUUAGACUGGAGUAUAAAUGAGUCUGUGGGACCGACGGCGAAGCAGUGAGACGGUUUAGACUGGAGUAUAAAUGAGUCUGUGGGACCGACGGCGAAGCAGUGAGACGGUUUAGACUGAGGUAUAAAUGAGUCUGUGGGACCGACGGCGAAGCAGUGAGACGGUUUAGACUGAGGUAUAAAUGAGUCUGUGGGACCGACGGCGAAGCAGUGAGACGGUUUAGACUGGAGUAUAAAUGAGUCUGUGGGACCGACGGAGAAGCAGUGAGACGGUUUAGACUGGAGUAUAAAUGAGUCUGUGGGACCGACGGCGAAGCAGUGAGACGGUUUAGACUGGAGUAUAAAUGAGUCUGUGGGACCGACGGCGAAGCAGUGAGACGGUUUAGACUGGAGUAUAAAUGAGUCUGUGGGACCGACGGCGAAGCAGUGAGACGGUUUAGACUGGAGUAUAAAUGAGUCUGUGGGACCGACGGCGAAGCAGUGAGACGGUUUAGACUGGAGUAUAAAUGAGUCUGUGGGACCGACGGCGAAGCAGUGAGACGGUUUAGACUGAGGUAUAAAUGAGUCUGUGGGACCGACGGCGAAGCAGUGAGACGGUUUAGACUGGAGUAUAAAUGAGUCUGUGGGACCGACGGCGAAGCAGUGAGACGGUUUAGACUGGAGUAUAAAUUAAUCUGUGGGACCGACGGCGAAGCAGUGAGACGGUUUAGACUGGAGUAUAAAUGAGUCUGUGGGACCGACGGCGAAGCAGUGAGACGGUUUAGACUGGAGUAUAAAUGAGUCUGUGGGACCGACGGAGAAGCAGUGAGACGGUUUAGACUGGAGUAUAAAUGAGUCUGUGGGACCGACGGCGAAGCAGUGAGACGGUUUAGACUGGAGUAUAAAUGAGUCUGUGGGACCGACGGCGAAGCAGUGAGACGGUUUAGACUGGAGUAUAAAUGAGUCUGUGGGACCGACGGCGAAGCAGUGAGACGGUUUAGACUGGAGUAUAAAUGAGUCUGUGGGACCGACGGAGAAGCAGUGAGACGGUUUAGACUGGAGUAUAAAUGAGUCUGUGGGACCGACGGCGAAGCAGUAAGACGGUUUAGACUGGAGUAUAAAUGAGUCUGUGGGACCGACGGCGAAGCAGUGAGACGGUUUAGACUGGAGUAUAAAUGAGUCUGUGGGACCGACGGCGAAGCAGUGAGACGGUUUAGACCCGCAGCGCUGAGACUGAAGGCCCUGCGCGGAACUACAGUUCGGGCUGUUGUUUCCGGGGGACUGUUUGAAAGGCGCGCCGCUCGUUCCGGAGCUGUUGUUUUGUUGCCUCCGUGCGGAUUUGCCCCGCUCUGUUGCCCCGUUUCUGUCCCUGUUUGUGAGUUUGAGCCGCUGGUUCUGAAAGAGGAUGAAGCCGAAACAGAAGCUGCGGCACGUGGUGGCCUGGAUGAGUCGCGCGGAGUGGGAGCAGCUGCUCGAGAACCUGCACUCCGGACAGACGGCGCUGCAGACGCACGCGCUGCACAGGCUGAGCGCGUGGAGGGGCAGGUUUGGGAACAAUACUCCGGUGGCCGUGGAGAGCACCGCUAACCUGGUCCGCUGUCAGGUCCUGGACAGCUCCGGCAAACUGGAGGGAGACGACCUGGUUCUGCUGUACAGCAUGGCGCUGACCAGGUGUGUUAACCUGAUCCUGGAGCGCCGGCAGAGCAGAGUCGCCAGAUCACUACGAAAUCUAGCCAGCAAGCUGAAUAUUCCGGAGUGGAUAGUGAACCUAAGGCACGACAUGACUCACCGCAGACUGCCUUCACUUAAAUGGUGCCGCAAAGGCUGCGAGUUCAUCUUAAACUGGCUCCGGCAGGAGUACUGGUCCAGACAGCUGAACGGCCGUGUGAUAGAGGACUGGAGCUCUUCGUCUGAGGAAGAGGAGGACGAAGAGGAGAGGAGCAAAAGACACGAGGAAGAAAGGGCGAAAAGACAGAGAGACAUAGAGGCACACAAGAAGGCCCGAGAGCUGCUCAUCUCCUACGAGCGAGAACAGUUUCAGGUAUAUGAGGAGUUGCAGAGCCGAAACUCGGAGCAUGGCCCUUGGCCCAACGCCACCGCUGACCUCAGCUGGAUCCUCGCUCAGAUCAAGCAGUUCGGCUCCGAGUCCAGAGAUGUACUGGUGGGGGCUUUAGUGCAGGAUGGCUUUCUGAUCCCAACAGGAGAGCAGCUGGAGUCGCUGGACAUCAACCCAUCAGAGGAUCUGCUGGACCCAUUAACUCCAUGUUUACCUAGAGUUUUUCUCCGUUUCUGGUUCCCGCUGUGGAAGGUCCUGAACUCGCCCUCUUUUAUCACUCCAAUAAUGGACAAGCUGUUCGCCGAGCUGUCUAACGAGCCGACCAAUCACAGGGCUUACUACAUCUCGGCCUGGAUCUCUGAGAUUCUGCACUGCAACAGUAAAAGUGAGUCGAAAGCAGUUAGGAGGAUGAAGAUGAUGAAGGAGAGGAUUUUCGUCAGUCGAGUUUUGUUCCAGUGGCAGGAUCUGAUAAGUGCAUGUCUGAAUGCGCCGUGUCCAGCUACGCCGUUCCUGCUGCAACAGAUUCUGAGUGACAUGGAUAAGCCCCUCCCCCCAGCAACACAGCAGAACUUGCUCCGCCUCUGCAGCAUCUACACGCAGAGUAACCAUGGUGACUGUUCACCUACCAACACUGACUCCUCCCAGACUGUAUACACACUGGAGAGCCUUCAGGAGAGACUGGAAGGAGCCACACAUGACAGACUCUCUCCAAACCACACCCCCCAAACGGUGCAGGCCACGCCCACUACGGACCUGCAGGAGUAUUUGAGCGCUGAGACGAUCCAGGAGAGAAAUGCAGCGUUACGUGGGUCACCGUGGAGUGUGUGUACAGAUAAGGUCCCCUGGAAACUGUACCCACUGGGGAAGGUUCCGGGCCAGUCGGAGGACCCGUCCUGUUUGAUGGUGGAGACGUACUCUACACUGACCGUGUUUGACCAGCAGGUGGAGCUGGACCACAUCCCCCCUCCCCAUGGCAACACAAGUGGGCUGAUGCAGAGCAGGACCGGAUCGGACGGGCCGCUGUGGACCCACAACGACCUCAGCAAACUGAAGGCUGGAUUGAAGCUGUUCUAGACUCACAUCGCUGCGGCGUACAUGUGCGCGUUUGUACUCGAUUGUUUUUGUACGAUGAAAACUUCAGUUUUUCUGUUCGUGAAGUUUUUCACACUGUUAGAAAACGCCAGCGUGAGCAUUUCAUGAUCAAACUCACUCGGAAUGCAAUCCAGCUGCAUUAAUACACAUUACAAACGUUC
Molecule: messenger RNA, 3560 nt
Organism: Pygocentrus nattereri (red-bellied piranha)
Lineage: Eukaryota; Metazoa; Chordata; Actinopteri; Characiformes; Serrasalmidae
Gene: las1l
Product: LAS1 like ribosome biogenesis factor
Exons: 13
Coding region: 1657-3381 (574 amino acids)
Biological process (GO): maturation of LSU-rRNA; maturation of 5.8S rRNA
Cellular component (GO): preribosome, large subunit precursor; Las1 complex
Molecular function (GO): endonuclease activity
Source: RefSeq, a predicted model, not a curated record